Messenger RNA from Scutellospora calospora, 123 nucleotides. The record is from the annotation of a GenBank genome assembly. Lineage: Eukaryota; Fungi; Glomeromycota; Glomeromycetes; Diversisporales; Gigasporaceae.
AUGAGCAAAAAAUCAGAAGAUACUGAAGAUGAAGCUCUGAUUUUCAAGCCUAGUAAUGAGCUGUCAGUGAACAGAGCUAAAGAAGCAGAAGAGCAAGUUCAAGUGUCUUCUCCAAGGUUGUAG